Messenger RNA from Antrostomus carolinensis (chuck-will's-widow), 3132 nucleotides. Its product is annotated as unconventional myosin-VIIa. Gene Ontology annotation, cellular component: myosin complex; cytoskeleton. The transcript is spliced from 23 exons. The annotation marks the transcript as partial. Gene Ontology annotation, molecular function: protein binding; cytoskeletal motor activity; ATP binding. NCBI's taxonomy places the organism in Eukaryota, Metazoa, Chordata, Aves, Caprimulgiformes, Caprimulgidae. The record is from RefSeq and is a predicted model, not a curated record.
GGUAACUGCACAACCUGCGACGGCAGAGAUGAUAGCAAGGAGUACGCCAAUAUCCGUUCGGCAAUGAAGGUCCUUAUGUUCACCGACACGGAGAACUGGGAGAUCUCCAAGCUGCUGGCUGCCAUCCUGCACAUGGGGAACCUGCAAUAUGAAGCUCGGACCUAUGACAACCUGGAUGCCUGCGAGGUUGUUCAGUCGGCAUCGCUAAUCACUGCAGCAUCGUUGCUGGAGGUUGACCCUCAAGAUGUGAUGAACUGCCUUACCAGCCGGACUAUAAUCACCAGGGGUGAGACUGUCUCCACCCCUCUCAGCAUGGAACAAGCUCUGGAUGUGAGGGACGCUUUUGUAAAGGGAAUUUAUGGGAGACUUUUCGUGUGGAUCGUGGAGAAGAUCAAUGCUGCAAUUUACAGACCUCCUUCCCAGGAACUCAAAAGUGUCAGGAGAUCCAUCGGCCUCCUUGACAUAUUUGGUUUUGAGAACUUCACUGUGAACAGUUUUGAGCAGCUUUGCAUUAACUUUGCAAAUGAAAACCUGCAGCAGUUCUUCGUACGCCACGUCUUCAAAUUAGAGCAGGAGGAGUACAACCUGGAGAACAUCAACUGGCAGCACAUCGAGUUCACUGAUAACCAGGAUGCCUUGGAUAUGAUUGCCAUCAAGCCCAUGAACAUUAUCUCCCUCAUUGACGAGGAGAGCAAGUUCCCUAAGGGCACAGAUGCCACCAUGUUACACAAGCUGAACUCCCAGCACAAGCUUAACACCAACUAUAUUCCUCCGAAGAAUAACUAUGAAACCCAAUUUGGCAUUAACCACUUUGCUGGAAUUGUUUACUACGAAACAAAAGGUUUCUUGGAGAAAAACAGGGACACGCUGCAUGGAGACAUCAUUCAGCUGGUGCACUCCUCAAAAAACAAAUUCAUCAAGCAGAUCUUCCAAGCAGAUGUGGCAAUGUUUCUCUGUGGCUAUGCAUCCAGCACAUUUGGCCAGUCGCCCACACCCACACCAAAGGGAGCAGAGACAAGGAAGCGCUCGCCGACGCUCAGCAGCCAGUUCAAGCGGUCCCUGGAGCUGUUGAUGAGGACUCUCAGCGUGUGCCAGCCCUUUUUUGUCCGUUGCAUCAAGCCCAAUGAGUACAAGAAGCCCAUGCUGUUUGACCGGGAACUGUGCGUCCGUCAGCUGAGGUACUCGGGGAUGAUGGAGACCAUCCGGAUCCGCCGAGCUGGCUACCCCAUCCGCUACACAUUUGUGGAGUUUGUGGACCGGUACCGUGUCCUCAUGCCUGGGGUGAAGCCAGCAUACAAGCAGGGUGACCUGCGUGGGACAUGCCAGCGCAUUGCUGAAGCGGUGCUCGGGAAGGAUGAUGACUGGCAGAUUGGCAAGACAAAGAUAUUCCUGAAGGACCACCACGACAUGUUGCUGGAGAUUGAAAGAGACAAGGCCAUCACGGACAAAGUCAUCCUCAUCCAGAAGGUGGUCCGUGGCUUUAAAGACAGGUCCAACUUCCUGAAAGUGAGAAAUUCAGUCCUGAUGAUUCAGAGAUACUGGCGUGGACAUAACUGCAGGAAGAACUACGGUGCUAUGCGGAUCGGCUUCCUGAGACUUCAGGCUCUCUACCGGUCCCGCAAGCUCCACAAGCAGUACCACAUGGCUCGCCGGCGGAUCAUCGAGUUUCAAGCACAAUGCCGAGGUUAUCUGGUCCGUCGAGCUUUCCGCCACCGCCUCUGGGCUGUCCUCACCGUCCAGGCGUACGCCCGGGGCAUGAUCGCUCGAAGGCUGUAUAAGCGCCUCCGGGGGGAAUAUCAUCGACGUCUGGAAGCAGAGAAACUUCGACUGGCAGAAGAGGAACGACUCCGAAAGGAGAUGAGUGCCAAGAAAGCUAAAGAGGAAGCAGAAAAGAAGCACCAAGUACGUCUGGCCCAGCUGGCACGGGAAGAUGCAGAGAGAGAAGUAAAGGAGAAAGAGGAAGCACGUCGGAAGAAAGAGCUCUUAGAAAAAAUGGAGAGAGCUCGUAAUGAGCCCGUGAAUGACUCGGACAUGGUGGACAAAAUGUUUGGAUUCCUGGGGACCACCUCCUCCCUGCCUGGCCAGGAAGGACAAGCACCCAAUGGCUUUGAGGAUCUUGAGCGAGCCCAGAAGGAGCUGGAGGAAGAGGACCUUGAUGCAGCAUUACCUCUCCCUGAGGAAGAGGAGGAAGACCUCUCAGAGUACAAAUUUGCCAAAUUUGCCGCCACGUAUUUCCAGGGCACAACAACACACACCUACAUCCGCCGUCCUCUCAAGCAGCCUCUAUUGUACCAUGAAGAUGAAGGAGACCAGUUGGCAGCACUUGCUGUAUGGAUCACUAUCCUCCGUUUCAUGGGAGACCUCCCUGAGCCGAAAUAUCACACAGCCAUGAGUGAUGGUGGUGAGAAGAUACCAGUGAUGACAAAAAUCUAUGAGACUCUUGGGAAGAAGACCUAUAAGAAAGAACUGCAGGCUCUGCAGGGAGAAGGAGAGAGUACUCACAUUGAUGGGCACAAGAAGAACAGUGUGCGGCACAAACUGGUCUCCUUAACACUCAAGAAGAAAUCCAAACUGACGGAGGAGGUGACAAAGAGACUUCACGAUGGUGAGUCCACGCUCCAGGGUAAUAGCAUGCUCGAAGACCGACCCACCUCCAACCUGGAGAAGCUCCAUUUCAUUAUUGGUAAUGGCAUCCUCAGGCCAGCCUUAAGGGAUGAAAUCUAUUGUCAAAUCUGCAAGCAGCUGACCCAGAACCCAUCCAAAAGCAGCCACGCCAGGGGCUGGAUCCUGAUGUCCCUCUGCGUGGGAUGUUUUGCUCCUUCUGAGAAGUUUGUGAAGUAUUUAAGGAACUUUAUCAAUGGAGGCCCACCAGGUUAUGCUCCCUAUUGCGAAGAGAGGCUGAGGAGGACGUUUGCCAAUGGGACAAGGACACAACCACCCAGCUGGCUGGAGCUGCAGGCAACCAAGUCCAAGAAACCGAUCAUGCUGCCUGUCACAUUUAUGGAUGGGACAACAAAAACGCUGUUGACCGACUCUGCAACAACUGCUAAAGAGCUCUGUAAUUCUUUGGCCGACAAAAUCAGCCUGAAGGAUCGAUUUGGCUUUUCUCUUUACAUUGCACUUUUUGACAAG